CAACUCCCAAUACAACGCAAAAUUAAACUAAUUUAAUUAAAUAAAUAAAAACCUUUUUAAUUUCUGCAUUUUAAAGCAAAAAAAUGAAUCGCGAAGUUGUUCAGUCGCUGAUUUUUGUUUUAAGCGGCACUUUUAAUGUUCUGGUGGUGAAAUGGGGCUACAAUCUUGAGGUAGAGGGCAGAGAUGGUGAAAAAUAUAGAUUCUUUCACCCUGUAUUUUUGACUUUUCUAAUGUUUUUUGGAAAUCUUCUGAGUUUGUGUUCUCGGAACAGUGGACGGAAUGAGGAACAACUGCUUUACGACCGAGCUGAGUUUAAGCCUUUAAAAAUGCUUCUUCCUGCUUUGCUGGAUGCCAUCGCUUCCAUUUUACUAUUUACUGGCUUGUACCUAACAUAUGCCACCAGCUUUCAGAUGAUAAGAGGUUCUGCAAUGAUGUUUGUGGGCUUUUUCGGCACCAUAUUAUUAAAUCAGAGCCUGGGGUCACGCCACUGGUUAGCUAUAAUCAGCAUUUCAUGCGGCGUAAUACACAUCAUUAGUAUGGAUUUGCUUCGAGUAGACUACGAUCAAUCGAGUUUGGCACAUUAUGACCGCAAUUCCAUCUUGACAGGAGAUUUACUUAUUAUAACUGCUGAACUCCUGCAUGCCAUGCAGUAUGUCUACGAGGAGAAGAUCGUAAAGACGACAGACGUCUCCAUAAGACAGGCAAACGGUUGGAAGGGUUUAUUUGGUAUGAUUAUAACUCUUUUAUUGGCGGUUUGUUUCAAUUAUGUGCCAUCUUCAUUCAAUGAGAGUUCACGCGGAGUUUUCGAUGAUUGGAUUGAUGUGUGGUAUCAAUUGAAGGCAAAUGUGUGGCUUAAUACUGCAUUGAUAAUGUUCUUCAUAAGUUGUGCCGCCUAUGAUUAUGUGGGAAUGGCAAUUAUGAAAUUCUCUUCCACUGGCAAUCGUCUAUUGGCCGAUUACUUGCGCGUAUAUUUUAUAUGGAUUUUUGUCAUACUGCUAGAAUGGGAAGUUUUUAACUUAAUGACAAUGCUGGGCUUAAUAAUACUUCAAAUGGGCAUUGUUUUAUAUCGUCAUGCUAUAUUUGCGGAUUGGCUUAGGGCAACAGUGGCCCGCUGGCAGCGUAGUCGUUAUAUGGACCUAAACGAAGAGCAAAGGGACACAAAUGUACCACCAAGCAGGCCAGCAGAUGUUAUCUAAGUGAACGUUUGGAAAGUAAGAAGUUUGAAAAGCUGUUGCAGAAUGUGAUAAUAGAGAUGGGCCUGAAGAAAUGUAUAUCAAAUAUUCAAUGUUAGUUUUUAAGCACGGAAUAAAAUUUAUUGUUAACAGAGAGA
Messenger RNA from Drosophila willistoni, 1330 nucleotides. It is a transcript of the gene Tango9, whose product is annotated as solute carrier family 35 member F6. The transcript has 4 exons. Gene Ontology annotation, cellular component: intracellular membrane-bounded organelle; Golgi membrane. Lineage: Eukaryota; Metazoa; Arthropoda; Insecta; Diptera; Drosophilidae. Gene Ontology annotation, molecular function: pyrimidine nucleotide-sugar transmembrane transporter activity. The record is from RefSeq and is a predicted model, not a curated record. Bases 84 to 1196 code for a protein of 370 amino acids. Gene Ontology annotation, biological process: pyrimidine nucleotide-sugar transmembrane transport.